UCUAAAUCUCAGGAAAUACGCGUAGAUUCGGAAAUACGUUAAUUCCUACCUUGCUUAUGUGUCCGGAGAUCCUCGGGGGACAAGAUGAUGAAACUCCUGGAUGUGGGCGGCCGGCGUUGUGGCGGAGCAGCUAGGAGAUGGCUUCUGCCCGCAGGCCCAGUGCGUUGCCUGGCGGAUGCAUCGGCGGCCGCGGCGGCGGCGGAUGAGCCGCUGCUCCGGAAGCGCAAAUUCAAGCCACAGCAGGCUCCGGAUCUCAGCGAGGAGCUGGCGGGCCAACUGCCAUCCAAGGCCCGCGUAGUGAUCUGCGGCGGCGGCAUCACCGGCGCCUCGGUGGCCUAUCACCUGGGCCUGAGCGGCUGGGGCGGCGAGACGCUGGUCGUGGAACAGGAUCGUGUGGGCGGCGAGCUGCCAUGGACGGCCUGCGGCCUGGCCGGACGCUUCGAGCCCAGUUACACCGAGCUGAAGCUGGCGGAGUACUCCAUCGAUCUGAUCAAGCGGCUGGCGGAGCAGGGAUUGCCCACGGGAUGGCGGCAAGUGGGCAGCUUGAACCUAGCACGCAGCUGGGACCGGAUGACGGCCUUCAACCGCAUGAAAUCACAGGCCGUGGCCUGGGGCAUGCGCUGCGAAAUCCUGUCGCCGGAACAGUGCCGCGACCACUGCGAUCUGCUCUCCCUGGAUGGCAUCGAGGGCGGCCUGUGGAUACCCGAGGAUGGGGUGUGUGAUCCAAUGCUGGUGUGCCAGGCCUAUCUCACCGAGGCCCAGCGCCUGGGCGUUCGUGUCGUGGAGCAUUGUGCCAUCAAGAAGAUCCACAGCGAACAUGGCAAGGUGCGCGGCGUGGAGACGACGGCGGGCGAUGUGGAGUGUGAUUAUUUUGUGAAUUGCACGGGCUUCUGGGCCCGCGAGGUGGGCACCCUGUCCAAGCCGGUGGUGAAGGUGCCCCUGAAGGCGGUGGAGCAUCAUUACCUGCACACGCGACCCAUUGAGGGCCUCAGUCCGGAUACGCCAUUCGUGAGGGACUUUGAUGGACGCAUCUUCUUCCGCGAGUGCGAGGGUCACAUUCUGGCUGGAGGCUUCGAACGGGAGGCCAAGAUGGUGUAUGAGGAUGGCGUGAUACCGCUGUCGCAAACGGCCAGGCAGCAUCCACCAGAUUGGGAUCACUUCCAUGAGCUGCUCGACGCCCUGCUGCUGCGAGUGCCUGCCUUUCGGGGCGCCACCCUCGAUCGGUUGACCAACUCGCUGCAGGUCUUCUCGCCGGACUGCAAGUGGAUCCUGGGUGAGGCUCCUGAGAUUCAGAAUUACUAUGUGGCCGCCGGCAACAAGACAAUGGGCGUCUCCGCCUCGGGUGGCAUUGGACGUGUGCUCACCGAUUUGAUAACCAAGGGUUCUACGUAUUUGGAUUUGCAUAUUCUGGACAUUAGUCGGUUUCUGGGGCUGCACAACAAUCGCAAGUUUCUAAGGGAUCGCUGCAAGGAGGCGCCUGGCAAGCAUUUUGAGAUCAACUAUCCGUUUGAGGAGUUCCAAACCGGCAGGAAUCUGCGCAUGUCACCCAUCUAUCCGCAGCUGAAGGAGGCGGGCGCCGUUUUUGGCCAGUCAAUGGGUUACGAGAGACCCAAUUACUUUGAUCAGCAGGAUAAGCAGGAUGAGUUCGGUUUGCCCCGCUUUCGCAUUGCCCAGACCCGCACCUUUGGCAAGCCGCCCUGGUUCGAUCAUGUGGCCUCCGAGUAUCGGGCCUGCCGCGAGCGCAUAGGCAUUGCCGACUACAGUUCCUUUACCAAAUACGACUUCUGGUCGAAGGGCAAUGAGGUGGUGGAGCUGCUCCAAUAUCUAUGCUCUAAUGAUGUGGAUGUGGCAGUGGGCUCCAUUAUACACACGGGCAUGCAGAAUCCAAAUGGUGGCUACGAGAACGAUUGCUCUUUGGCCAGGCUAUCAGAGAGGCACUACAUGAUGAUUGCUCCGACCAUACAGCAGACCCGCUCCAUGUGCUGGAUACGCAAACACAUGCCCGACCAUCUGAGGGCCAAGGUGAAUGUGGCGGAUGUGACCUCCAUGUAUACGGCCAUUUGCAUUCUAGGACCCUAUUCAAGGAUUCUGCUCUCCGAGCUCACCGACACGGAUCUCACGCCCAAGAGUUUUCCCUUCUUUACCUACAAGGAACUGGAUGUGGGCCUGGCGGAUGGCAUUCGUGUGCUAAACAUCACCCACACGGGCGAACUGGGCUAUGUCCUUUAUAUACCCAACGAAUAUGCUUUGCAUGUGUACUCCAGGCUCUAUCAGGCGGGCCAGAAGUUUAACAUACAGCAUGCAGGCUACUAUGCCACGCGUGCCUUGCGCAUUGAAAAGUUCUAUGCCUUUUGGGGCCAGGAUUUGGAUACCUUUACCACCCCCCUGGAAUGUGGACGCAGUUGGCGUGUCAAGUUCAAUAAACCCAUCGACUUUAUAGGCCGCAGUGCCUUGCUCAAGCAACGCGAGGAGGGAGUGAAACGCAUGUAUGUCCAGCUUUUGCUGAACGACCAUGACCACGAGGUGGACAUGUGGUGCUGGGGCGGUGAGCCCAUUUAUCGUGAUGGCGUCUAUGUGGGCAUGACCACCACCACCGGCUAUGGUUACACUUUCGAGAAGCAAGUCUGCCUGGGAUUUGUGCGCAACUUUGAUGAGGCUGGCGGUGAGCUGCCGGUGACCAAUGAGUAUGUACUCUCUGGCCACUAUGAGGUGGAGGUGGCCGGCGUACGUUUCGAGGCCAAGGUCAAUCUGCAUUCACCGAAUCUGCCCACCAAGUUUCCGGAUCGUGAGCGUGAGGCGUAUCAUGCCACGCGGGAUAAGCCGGAUCAGGCGGAUCUCCUGUCGUUUGGCGGAGCUGGAGUGGUCACUGGUACGGGCACGCCCACGGGAACGCUGUGAGGAGGUGAUAGUAACUCCCAGUUCAAUUCGAGAGUCUCAAAGGAAAGCGAUAUUAUUUGAUAUUUAAGGAAGCGAGCGAAGAGUUUAGAUAGACAAAAAAUGGUAGAAACCAUAAAAAAAACACCAAAAAAAGGAUAUUAAAUGUUAUAAAAAAAAACAAAAACAAAGCAGUAUCAAAGCAUUUCUUUUGUGCGUCAAUUUAUACAAGGGAUUUGUGAUUUUAUACAACAAAAACAAUAAUAAUAAAGGCUUUGAUACUGUUUUUUCACACACA
Molecule: messenger RNA, 3172 nt
Organism: Drosophila kikkawai
Lineage: Eukaryota; Metazoa; Arthropoda; Insecta; Diptera; Drosophilidae
Product: pyruvate dehydrogenase phosphatase regulatory subunit, mitochondrial
Cellular component (GO): mitochondrial matrix; cytoplasm; mitochondrion
Molecular function (GO): oxidoreductase activity; protein binding
Source: RefSeq, a predicted model, not a curated record